GGCCAGUCCAAAAGCAGAAAAGAAUAUCGGCGGUGGUCAAGAGCGACAAAGAGUGACUCGAAGCAGCAGGUGACGAUGGGACCUCGCGGCGCCGGACGCCGUCUCAACGACCAGGAGCGCAUGGAAAUCUUGGAGAUCAUCCAGCGCGAGGCCAAGGUGAAGAAUGUGGAUCUUGCCAAGCGCUAUGGCGUGUCGGAGGGGGCUAUCCGCAAGCUCAAACAAAUGAAGGACACUAUCCGCAACCGCUACUACAUGGGCAAUGAACACAACCGUGACAAGCGCAAGCGCGGCGGAUUCAAGCGGAAUGCGCCCUUCGAGGAGGAAUUGUAUCAGUGGAUCGUGCGCAUGCGUGAGUCUCAGCCCUAUCAGCUCAUGCCGCUCACCCAGACAGCCGUGCGCCAACAGGCCAUUAUCCUGUCCAAGAACUACGAGAAGAUGGCCAACUUCAAAGCCUCACCCGGAUGGUUUGCACGAUUUUGCUCGCGGCACCGACUGGACCCCAUUGUCGCCAAUGCUGCAGGAGGAGAUACCGCCAAUACGCCCAUGGUAUCAGCUCCAGCUGAUGCCUCUCUAUCGGCGGCGGGAGUGCCGCAAGCGGUAGCAGUACCGCCUGCAGUGUCGAUGCCCAUGACUACAAGCGCAACGGAUGAGACGGCGUUCCUAAUGGACUCACUCACGGCUGCGCCCUCACAGGCGAUGGAAAUGAUGAAUGCUACGGCUACGAUAGCUACUGAUGCGGAAGAGUCCAAGACGGACACGCCGUCAAUUAAUGAACAAGUCCAGCAGGCUGCUCGCGAGCAUAAUGAGGCCGCGCUGCGAGCUGCUGCGGCCAAGAUUGGCGAGGCACAGGCCGCGUCAGAGGACAAGACUGCGGAGGCCGAACAGGAAGCGUCGGACACCGAGUCGGUCAAGAAAGAGGUGUCUGAUGGUGAAGAAGAGGAGGUGAAGAAGGAGGGUGAUGUCAAUGCCGAGGACGAGAUCUUCAGCCUCGGACUAUAGUCAGUACGUUUUAAUCAAACACAUACUUAAGUAGCGCCAAGCUGCAUUGCUCAUUGCGACGCAAAUUGCCCCAUGAUUCUGUUCCAAGAGAUACCGAUUCUCCUUAAAUCGCGCUGGCAUCUUUCUCAACCCGACUGACGGCUUUAACCGUUAGCGUAUCGAGGGUGAAUGAUCGGACCAUCGGAUCAUUAUGGUCCUAGGCACUUGAGAAUAUUGUCGGGAGAUGUUCAAGAUAUCAUAAGCAUGAUAACGACCCGAAUUUGCUAUCUCGCCGGCUGCGCCGAUUAUGAAUAUUUCCGUGGAAUCCAUGUAUGCAGGCCCCGAAAUCGGGAGCGGAUACAAGGAAUGAACUCAUGAUGCACUCAUAUGCAUUCUGUAUAUACCUGUCAACGUUUGCGGUGGAAUAGGCGAACCUGGUUGACAACUAGUGGUUGUGUGUGCGGUAUUGUACAUGCCACGUGAAGGAAAAAUUCAUUGGGUCGGCGGAUGGUUUGGACAUUUGCGUACAGAUCUCGAGCGUUUUUUUUUCUUUUGAGUUUAUUUUAGUAGAGAACAAAGAGGUUGAGAUGCAGUACUUUUGAAAGCAGGUUUCGUGACAACUUUAAGGCUAAAUAAUAGCUGUUGUCAUGACUUUGGUUUGCAUGUUCGUGUAGCCGCAACAAAUUCAAAUUCAUUUCGGCCUCAGUACAUGUAUAACGAAAGACACC
Molecule: messenger RNA, 1706 nt
Organism: Phytophthora nicotianae INRA-310
Lineage: Eukaryota; Oomycota; Peronosporomycetes; Peronosporales; Peronosporaceae
Exons: 1
Coding region: 76-999 (307 amino acids)
Source: RefSeq, a predicted model, not a curated record